GUUCAGCUUGAUUGAUCAGUUUGUGUCCAAAACUCACCUAAUCAAAUAUACCUCGAAUCUUCCUCAUACUUGUGCCACACACACCCUCUUAUAUAUAUAUACCGUUCAAAUCCUUUGUAAUUGGAAUUAAUAAUUAACAUUGACCCAACUUGAAUAUCAAUGCCAACCACUAGAUUGUUGCGACACUCUAAGGUGCCAUUUGAUCGAAUAAUUCCUUCUUCUGGUUCUAUUUCGUCGAAAUGUUUGCUGCGGUUUCAAAGCAGGGCCAGUUUGAGUGGAGAUCAUGUGAUAGCUUCUUCAGCUGAUCAGAAAGGAGAAAGGAAUCAUGUGGUGGCCGUGAAGGCAUCUAUGACUAGCACCAACCAUUUAACCAUAUCACGACCAGUACAGCAGGACGUUCCUCAAGGAUUGUCAGAAUUAUUAGCUGAGAUCAUAGCAAGUAUUCGCAAUGCUAUGCUCGUGCUUCUUUUGCGGAAAGUUGUGAUUCAAAAGAAGCUGGCACGGAAUUUACACCCCCAGAUGCUCGUUGAAAAGGCCAUCAUAGAUUGCAGAUUUUUUACAUUGUUCGCCGUGGCUGGAUCUUUACUCGGCUCUGUAUUGUGUUUCCUUGAGGGCUGUGUUCUUGUUAUUGAGUCAUACGCACAUUAUUUACACACAAUGUCUCAAAGGUUGGAUCAGGGACAUCUGGUUCAUCUACUUAUUGAAGCCAUAGAUAUGUUCCUGGUAGGAACAGCCUUACUCAUGUUUGGGGUUGGUUUGUAUGUCAUGUUUGUGGGAUCAUGCAGAGCUACUUAUAAACAAAAUGAACCAUCUGGUCUCCUCUAUAUAAUUAAGUCACCACCAAGGUGGGUGGGAAUGCAAUCAAUUGAGCAAGCAAAGUCAAAAAUUGGGCAUGCAGUGAUGAUGAUUCUUCAAGUGGGACUAAUAGAGAAGUUUAACGAUAUUCCCUUGGUUACAGGUGUUGAUCUUGCUUGUUUCGCUGCAGCUCUAGUUACAUCUUCAGCUACCAUUUUUGUCCUCUCUAGGCUUAAUAAACAUUAAAAUUAGUAUAGAAUGAAUAUUCCAAAUUCAUACUUUUGUGUUAAAUUUAUUUAUUUAUUCAUGUAACAUGUUAGUAGUAUAGUAGUUCCUUUGUAAGUCAAAAGAAAACUAUGUUGUCCUUUUCCAUUAACGAUGGAAACUCAAUUUGUUUAUUUUUACACGUAAUUAAUGAACCGUGUGCUUACCAUAGAAUGUUAGUACUUUAACACUCAAGUCGGUAGUUACUUAAGAUAAGAUAAAGUGAUAAAUUGAAAUAGAUUGUGUGUACCUUAAGAGUAAGUGCAUACAUGCAUGUAUAGUUGGAUUUGAGGAAUAUUUGUCAACAAAUACAUUACGGUUCUCAAAUUUUAUAAAAGCUAAAAAAUAUCUUCUUUUUUU
Trifolium pratense (red clover) is the source of this 1419-nucleotide messenger RNA. RefSeq lists its product as uncharacterized. The record is from RefSeq and is a predicted model, not a curated record. The transcript is spliced from 5 exons. Bases 160 to 1041 code for a protein of 293 amino acids. Lineage: Eukaryota; Viridiplantae; Streptophyta; Magnoliopsida; Fabales; Fabaceae.